Messenger RNA from Tarenaya hassleriana, 620 nucleotides. RefSeq lists its product as uncharacterized. The record is from RefSeq and is a predicted model, not a curated record. The coding region runs from base 170 to 373 and encodes 67 amino acids. Lineage: Eukaryota; Viridiplantae; Streptophyta; Magnoliopsida; Brassicales; Cleomaceae. The transcript has a single exon.
CCCUACCCCCAAUCCUUUGAGGGAAAAAAACCAGUACUUUCCACUCUCAAUUCAAUUUUUUUUUUUGAAAAAAACCCUUGUUCUCUUUUUUUUUUUCCUCUGAAGAAAAACAACCCUUUUCGGCUUUUCCCUUCAUCUUCAUCAUUUUGAAGAAGAAUAAAGAAAUAGAAUGUGUAUGGUGUUCGUGUUUGGGGAAGAGAAGAGGGAGCUCGGUCGGCAACAAGCGCCGGGAAUGUGUCCGUACUGCGACGGGAAAGUGGAGGCGAUCGACGUGGAGACGAAGUGGUUCCUAUGCUUCCUGCCUCUAUGCCUCAAGAUCAACCGCAAAUUCUUCUGUUCCUCUUGCGACCGCCGUCUCGUCCUCUAUUACUGAACCCCCAAACCCUAAAAAAUUUCGCAGACGAGAGUUUUUCGUUUUUUCGUUUUUACCCCCUCGUACUUUCGAGGUUUUUCCAGAGGUCCCUCUGUGUUUAGGGUUCUUGCAAAAACACCCCUUUCUCCUCUGUGUGUGUGUGUGUGAUAUUGUUUGAUUUGAGAUUUCGCAAGUUAUUUUGUAUGUUUUCAUAUAUGUAUUUUUUGUGGAAUAAAAUUGUUGUAAGAUUUUGCUGUGAUUGCGGUUC